Molecule: messenger RNA, 2356 nt
Organism: Gastrolobium bilobum
Lineage: Eukaryota; Viridiplantae; Streptophyta; Magnoliopsida; Fabales; Fabaceae
Product: WEB family protein At2g40480-like
Exons: 2
Coding region: 379-2067 (562 amino acids)
Source: RefSeq, a predicted model, not a curated record
CAUUGACUUUUUCUACCACCAACCAACCAUAUUAAAGCGCACACCGUAAUUUCAUGUUACCAGCCCCACCGUAUCUAACCAGAGAAAAGAACCACCCAGAAGCGCUUUCCGCUGCCGUUUCCUUUUUCUCUUUUUCUGCUUUCCCGUUUCGCUCGUCGAUGCAGUGGGUGGACCCGGUUCCCUGACCCGCCACUCUUUUUCGACCGAGUUCGUGACUCGGCCCCGCGACAUCAUCAUCACGCACUCCUCCUCCUUCAUCCUCGGUAUUGCCAUAAAUUUCAGAAAUGGGUACGUCGAUAAGGUCAAAGCUCGAACCUUUAUGUAACUUUUGCUGUCGGUGCUUCUCUGAAACCCGCGUCUACUUUGCACAUAGCGGCAAUGGCAGAAUCCUUGGAAGCCGUCGCCGAUGGUUUUCCAGCAACGCCGAGCAUGAGGGAAGUGAGACCCGAGACGAAAACCGGGCCCCAGCAGCUCGGUGCUGGAAUCGGGUCGGGUGGGAACCCGGUUCUGGGGAUAAGGAGGGUAGGUUUGAGAGCUGAAAUUGAUACGUCCCCCCCAUUCGGGUCUGUUAAGGAGGCGGUGACCCGUUUUGAAGGAAGCGGGCCUUACCAGAACAGUAUUGAAGACUUUGACAUAAAGAAAGUGGAGGAACAAGCAGCAAAGUUGGAGAAGGAUUUGAUAGUGAAAGAACUUGAAACACUUGAUUUGCUUGAAGAACUAGGAGCUACCAAAACGAUUGUGGAGGAUUUAAAGCAGCAGCUACAUACAGAAGCAUUGAAAUGUUUUGCAACUCCAGACACGAAUUCGCAUGAACAGGUUGGAGCUCCUGUCAUUAAUGAGAUGAAUCAGGAAAAUGAUGUAAAUAUUGUCAACAAUCAAGAACAGAUAUUGCAUAGUCCAAGCCCAUUGUCUACGUCAUCACCUGAUCUGUUAUUAAAGGAGUUCAAAAAAGCUAAAAUGAACCUUGGUAAAACCAUUAAUCAUCUUAGGGCUAUACAAUCUUCAGUUACAUCUUUGAAUGAGAAGAUGAAGAAGGAGAGACUUUUUUUUGAGAGGGCACGUGAGAAGCUGUCAUCAAAGUUUGCAGCUGUCUCUGCACAGGAUGUGGCCCAAAAAGAAGCAAGGUUAAAGCCACCAGCAGCUCCUGUAGGAACAAGUUGCACUCUUCAUAAUCCCCAAAAUGUUGUUAGCAAUUUCAAAUUUGAUGCUGGACAGUACAAUAGAAUGAUUGAGACAAGAAGCUCUGAAGUUUCAAAGCCCUUGCCUGAAUAUGAAGAGAAUGGAUUGAGUAUUAAGACUGCUGAGAUGAGGUUUUUUGCAGCUAAAAAGAUGGAAGAAGCUGCAAGGGCAGCAGAAGCUGUUGCUCUUGCUGAAAUCAAGGCACUAUCUUGUGCUGAGACAUCAUCAGAAUUUGCUCUGCCAGAACAUAAGAAAGUGACUUUUGCCUUAGGGGAGUACUCUCCUCUAAAUCCCAAUGUUCAAAUACCUGAAGAGUCUACUAUGAAGAAGGUUAUAGAUUCCAAGUUCCAAAUUGACCAAAUAAAUACUUGUAAACUGACUAUUUUAAGAAAAUUGGAGGAAGCAACAGAAGAAGUUCAACACAGCAAACAAAUCUUGAUAGAGGCUUUAAACAGUGUUGAAACUGCAAACCGAAAGCAAAAUGCUGCUGAAGAGGCUCUUCGUAGAUGGAUUCUCGAGGAUGAUCCGAAGGAACAUGCAGUGUACAACUCUAUAAAGCGCAACAAAUUUGAUCAAGAUUCUCCUCUACCGGAUGUGACCAAGUCAACAACAGUGAACAAUGAUCCGAAGCCUGUUUUAAGGUCCACAGUUUCACUGAGAGAUGUACUUAGCAGAAAGCAAGUUCCUGAAACAACGGAGAUGGAAGAACACACUGAAACAAAGGUAGCAUUGAGUCAAAUGCUUCGAGCAUUGAGGGAUGAUCUAACUCUUCCAACAAAACCUGAAAAAGAUGAGAGCAAUCAAAAGCAGUUCAUAGCACAGAGGAAGAAGUUUGGAUUCAUCCAAAUAUCAUUCCCUUUGGGAAAGAGAAAUAAGAAAAGGGAAUGAAUUUAAUCCUAAUGUUUAUGCAUGGAUCAAUGUCUUGCCAUUCUUUAUAGUUUCUUGUGUUAUGUUUGCGUUUUUGUUAGUCGUGUAGGAGUUUGUGACGGUGUCUCAUUUUGUAAAAUAUGUUGUUCCUGAGUGAUUGAUUGGGUUGCAAUAUGCAACUAGCUUAGCAUUGACGGGGCUAGUAAUUUAAAUUUUAUCUUUGCAUUUCCAAAUUUUAUAUGGAUUCUUUGUAAUUGAAUUUGCAGUACUGUCUGGUGCACUUGUAAUUAUAAAAUAAGUUUGAUAUUUC